AUGGAGACUGGAGAAUACGAAACCAAUACACUCUCGAUAAAUAGUGUCUCGUCCAUCACAUAUCGUCUGUACGAAGCGUCACCCAACUUGUCGCAAACCUUCGCCUCGGUCGCUCUGGAGAUAGAAAAUUCGCUGAGGGACAGAGGAUACAUUGUUUUAUACGAUGCAGCAAGGAGAGGAUUAUGGCAUUUCCUAUUCCUCACAAAGGAGGAGGAAGAGAACUUGGACAAGGUGGGCGACAGCCUUGGACUGCCGCUCGAUGUACUCGAGCAGGGUCUCGUCGUGAAAGAAGAGGGCGUCAUAGAGCCUCCGAUAAUGCCAAAGCCCCGUUCUCAGGCACUUCAGUCUGGCAACACACCUGCGGGCCUCUUGUCAGCUAAUCCAACAUUGGAACAAGCCCACCGUCCAGCUCUCUCCUCGCCUCUGCAAACCACUACGCCGUCCUCGCAAGACCACGAAUUCAAGGCCGAGCACAAUAUCAAGACAACACCGCAGAGCUUGCUAUACGAAAAGCUUAUAACGGCCGUCUCGUUAACGGUAUCGACUGCUUUUUGUCGUCGAACCGGAGCGAUUCCUCUCAACUACAGGACGAUUUUAAUAUCCCCAACUACGUAUAGCGCACAGCCACACGGAGUUGCCAUCGGCAGACCUCAGAUACUAGGCACAUUUAGAGUCUACUUGACGACUACUGGAGCAUUGGUAAUCGGUAUUUCUCUCACCAAAUGCAAAGGCAUUCUGUCGCUAGAUGAUACCGCCGCCUCUAGUCUGGCCCCUGCUGGCUACUCCAUCCUCGCAGCUCCUUUCGGCAUCAUGACUGCUACCCAGAAUUUUGUUCCUGGCGAUGGUGGCCUAUCAAGCCUUGCUCAGACGCCGAUGACACAUUUUUUUAGCUUCCGUAACGGACUGGAUGGGCAGGAGUCCCUGUGGAAGCAAGCUUGCCAACGAUUCUUGGAUUUCAGGGGAAUAGCUGCAUCGACGCUUGGAGGAUGUCUUUGGGUAAAUCUCCUGGUGCCCAAGUCCAAGAGUGCAGAUUCCAAGGGCGAUUACCGACCUUCUGGCGCAAAUUCCUCAUUUACCCUACCGUGGCCAAGGCGUCUCUGUUUCCGCAAGAAGAAUGUUGACGCGUCCUCUACUAGUCGCGUAAUAGAUACUGUGCUGAGCGGCCAUGAAGAAAGCCACGAUCCUCUUGGUAACGCAAAAGGCUGGCACAGCUCCAUUACGGAAAGAGAAGAGAAGAUCAAACGAGCAGCGGAGCGCGCGGCGGCUAUACCCAAAGACUCGCACCCGCAAACCGCAGAUUCCAAGACACCAAAGCCGAGCGGCCUAUCUCCUGUGGCCCUCCAGCGCCCUAACACGGCAACAGCUGGUAUCAUGUACCCUACGCCACCAGAUGGAGUCCAACAACCCAACGGCGUGACUCCGUCAAUGGACGGCACUUUUUCCAGCCCGGGCAAUCCCUUAUCAGCACAAAUCAUUCCAGAAGCAGAUAUCACAAUGCAGAAUGAGCAAGCGGGGGGGAUGGGCCUCGACCAGUCUCCUACUGUCGCCGAAUCCAAGAGACGGCGGAGCGACAAUCUUCUCGGUGAUACUGAUAACGUGCUUGGAGGAGACGUAUCGGGGGACAUAUUUGAUGACAACGAUAUAACAGAAGCUGACUUCAAUUUCUUCGACGAGAAACCUGACGACAUCGAUAUCGACAUGGCAAUGGGCGAUCUGCCUAGCUCAGAAAUGGCACUAUCCCAAGCUGCUGAAGAAUCCGUAAGACCUGUCGAAACCAUUCAACAGCCCCUGGCACCGACACCUGCAUCUCUACCACCAUCUGCCCCGUCUCUCCCUCCUUCAACGCCAACUCCAGUUCCCGCUGUGAGUCCAACUUCUGCACCUGCUUCUGCUCUACAAGCAGUGAUCUCACUGCCGCCGCCGCCGCCGCCGCCGCCGCCCCCUCCUCCACCACCUCAGAAAGAAACGGCAGUAUUUGCCAAGCCCGAAUUAAAGCAUGCUAGAAGCCAGAAUGAAGAUGCGGCCCGUCGAAACCGAGGAGAUAUACGAGUUACACCCGCAAAGCGCGAGUCUAGCCCAUUUGACCCUCACGCUGUUUUUAAGCGGGUAAAGGCGUCCUUGAAACGACCCAAAUAUGAUGCUUCCGUCCCAGCUCAGCCUCACUGGAGGAAAGAAAAGGUGUUUGAGAGCCUAGAUUUCGAUCCAGCGAUACCAAUGAUUAGCAAAAAAUACGAACAAGGAGGCUUCUUCGACUUGAGUGCUCUUACAAAGGUCGAGAGGAUGGAAAAGGCAAAUGGUGAUGUUCCGGCCGUACCAGAGACUGACUAUCUGAAGCGUCAUGGUAAACAUAACAGAAAACCAAGGGAUCGUUCGACUGCUCGCCAUACUAUAGGCAAGCAAUAUUUUGCAAUGGAGCCGCAAAUAUUGACGACAACCAGCCCCAUGAAGUUGGAUGGAUCAAUAUCAGACCGAGAAGACGGCGACAUGGAAUCAGAUCAGGACGACUCUAGCUACACGUCUGACGAGCCUGGAUCUCCGCACAAGGCCAGCAUCAGGCUAAUGAUUGGAGAUGAUGACAUCAUGUCCCAGAUUACCUCCUUGAGAGACUGUGAUAUUGAAGAGCCCGAUCAUCAGCUGGCAAUGGAGUUACCAAGGCUAUCAAGGUCAGAUAUAUCAGGAGUGUCCCUCUCUCAGCUGUUUCUGGAUCCAGAACCAUUAUUGUUAGAUAUGGGCCUGAGCGACGAAGAUGUAAUUCAAGUUGCGCAACUUGUGGCCGACCAAGCUGCAACUGGUUCGCUAGACAUCUUCAACGCAUCUGAUUUUGAGCCUGCAACUCUGUCAGCGAGCGAAAAGCGCUCAGAUUUAUCUAUCCACGCUCGAGAUGCAUUUUAUACACUUGAAGGCAUUAUUACGCACUUUUUUGAAGACGCAAUGCCAGUACGUCUAAAGGGCCUACUUGAUAUACAAGACUUGCCGAUCUUGAGUCAGUUUAUACCAAGGCAGAUAACGGGUAGAGAAGGAAAUUCCGAGACUAUGCGCCCAAGCAAUUUAUACCAAAUCCCUAGCCCUCAUUUGGAGGUACAAAGGGCAGACACAAAACUAUCCGUUCUACCAUCAGCGGUUGCAUUUUGGGAGAGUCUGGGCCUCUCACCUUCUUCGGGCAGCAAGAACAUUAACGCGAUUUGCGUCUUUCCUGGGUGGUCUGGAAUGGGAGACAACGUUAAAGCCUUUAUGGACCGCGUCAAAAGUAUAUAUGAGCUGCUCAAGUUGGGCACAUUUGAAGUCAUGCCUCUUGGCGAAGAUGUGGAAGCAGGCCUGUUACCAUAUGAGGUUGAUAGAAUAACCACUUCGCCAGACGCCACCGUCACUAGACAUGGCUCAGCCAUGGUUGAAUGCAUGGAAGCAUUGCGUGGGGUAUUCAGCAACCUCGCCAUUACCGAGACGAAUUUUGUCAUCUAUUUUGUAUAUUCCCCCGAGAAUCCUGGGACCAUUAUUGAAUCCUGUACGGCAUUUCAGCGAUUUUACGAGCUGUACCAGAAGAUUCUGGCAAGCCGAAAGGAACCUCCCCAGAAUGAGCUGGUUUUGCAGCUGGUGUCCACAGAUGUACUGUCUUCUCCAUCAGCUUUGGUUAUUACCCAGACUUCGGAUCUUGUCAGACUCUGUAUCGAAACGUAUGAUCGUUGCACCUUAUUUGGGGGCCCAAUGCCAGCCCCAGCAAUCAGACUCGAACAGUUGCUACCACGCAUCAUCGAUUUCAAGUUGACCACGACUCCCUCAGCUUCCCUAAUCCGCGAAAACUCGUGCAUUCACGUGGCAUAUUCCCAGAGCGUUGACGAGCGAUGGGUUACUGCGGCGUGGACAGACGACAGGGGGAACCAGCAAGCGACGGCCGCCUACUGCAUGGGAAGAAAAGGAAAGUCACCAUCCCGAAACAUGACUGAGAUUGCCAAUGAAAUAUGGGAGACUACCCUUGAAUUGAUGUCUUCUUGGAGAGUUCUUUGGAGGGUCAUAAUCACUAAAUGCGGGCCGAUGCCGCAGCACGAGGUGGAUUUCUGGGUUGACCUGGCUCGCACUGAGAUUCAUGCCAAGGUCACAUUAGUUUUGCUCUCGGUCGAUUCGAGUCCAUCACUUCAGCUGUUGCCGCCGGCGAUCAAGCUCCCUGCGCCCAUAGCUGCGCUCCAUACUCCGGUUUCCACGCCACAGCCAUCUAUGCAGUCUCCGGAGCCCGUUGCUACUCCUGCAACGCCUGCAGCGAAUGCCGCGGCCGCUACACCUUCCAACGAUGGCACUGGUACAGCCGAGGCCGAAUCGGAUGAAAUCUUGAUUGACGUUACAGAUCAAACAUGGGGAGCCAUAGCUGGCCACCGACUAAGCAACUCUUCUAGCAUUCUAGAGGUGCAGCUCUCUUUAAUGAGCGGAUACUUGAUCAAACGGACAGGGCUCAGACUAGAAGACCCCCCCGUCGUCAUGGAGGUCAAUCUAAUAUACACCGAGACAAUUCCACGCGUGCACGAACCUCUGUUACGAGAGAUGUUGGGAUACUUUAGGGCACUAGGCACGCUGGCAAGGGCGCGUGGAGUGGUGGACAAGGAAGGGGAUGUACGACCGUGGCACGUUGCAGCGGCGGAAAAGGCUGUGCGUGCGCUGUAUCUGUUAAUGUGA
Molecule: messenger RNA, 4662 nt
Organism: Trichoderma gamsii
Lineage: Eukaryota; Fungi; Ascomycota; Sordariomycetes; Hypocreales; Hypocreaceae
Exons: 2
Coding region: 1-4662 (1553 amino acids)
Biological process (GO): regulation of transcription by RNA polymerase II
Cellular component (GO): mediator complex
Molecular function (GO): transcription coregulator activity
Source: RefSeq, a predicted model, not a curated record